Molecule: messenger RNA, 843 nt
Organism: Saccostrea cuccullata (small rock oyster)
Lineage: Eukaryota; Metazoa; Mollusca; Bivalvia; Ostreida; Ostreidae
Exons: 4
Coding region: 49-834 (261 amino acids)
Source: RefSeq, a predicted model, not a curated record
AAUCAAUCAAUCUAUCCAUUAACAAAAGUUAUUUCCAGUGGUGACACAAUGAUUACUAUGCCAAGUUUCAUCUGCCUCCUUUUGACUGCGGCGGUUUUAGUUGAUAUGGCCGAGGCAUCCAAGCCUUGUAAAGGAGAGUGGGAACUUAUCUUUCAUGCGUCGAGUGGAAACGGACAAAACGUUUACAGGACUUGGAAGACAAAAUACAAUAAAUGUGACAUAUUCAACCAAGUCUGCCCGUGUCCCAUUCAUAAGGGAUGCCUUCCUUCAAACUUCCAACCUGAAAAAUACACUAAUCCCCCUAGAAAAAUUUUGAGAAGUCCAUUUAUCGAUUUCUGGAGUUGUCUCAAUAUUCGAAAGGUAAGGUUUGAGCUAAACACUCGAGGGAAAACAGUGGCAUUUAUCGAAUUUGAUGGAAAAGGCUCAAAUUACUUGAAUUGGUUUGACAACGGGAGGAUUUUGAAAACAAGUUGGACAGACAUGCACAAAGGGGGAAGCUACAACAUCUUUUCAAUUGACAAAGCGACCAGCUAUAGUAGAAGUUUCUAUAUUAACAAGAGACAUGGGGGCUGCAAUAGUGAUAAAGGCUGGUUUGUUGUGUCUGAAGUACCCGGAACUAAACAUUGUGGGUGGGAGAAACGGAAACCAUACCCCCAGUUCCUGUAUAGCAAAAAUGGGAAAGUGAUGAGAUGGAAUCAGAGGAGUAAGUUAAUGAAUCUCAAACGCUUUGUAUUCUCUCAGUGUCAUUUUGUAAUAAGGCCACUUAUGACAUUCAUGAAGGUUUUGUACAAAGAGACAAGUAAUAAAACUCCAUUUUAUAUACUGAAGCAAUGACUGUAUUAA